AUGACCUCCGGCGAGAAGAGCACGACCGUGGAGACGGAGACGCGUGAGGAGACGGAGACCGAGGAGAGCGCGGUGACGUCUGGCAGCACGACGUCGGUGUCGGGCGCUCGCGCCGUCCGCUCGACCGUGGAGGCCGGCGCGGCCCCGGGCGAGUCGGUGCAGACGGAGGUGUUCCAGUCGCAGGAGGCCGACGGCAGCAUCGUGACCAAGACGGUGAAGACGACGACGCGUAUCUCCAAGUCCACCAGCGGCGAGCUGGUGCGCACGAUCGAGGUGGAGACCACGACGGAGACGGAGAUGACCUCCGGCGAGAAGAGCACGACCGUGGAGACGGAGACGCGUGAGGAGACGGAGACCGAGGAGAGCGCGGUGACGUCUGGCAGCACGACGUCGGUGUCGGGCGCUCGCGCCAUCCGCUCGACCGUGGAGGCCGGCGCGGCCCCGGGCGAGUCGGUGCAGACGGAGGUGUUCCAGUCGCAGGAGGCCGACGGCAGCAUCGUGACCAAGACGGUGAAGACGACGACGCGUAUCUCCAAGUCCACCAGCGGCGAGCUGGUGCGCACGAUCGAGGUGGAGACCACGACGGAGACGGAGAUGACCUCCGGCGAGAAGAGCACGACCGUGGAGACGGAGACGCGUGAGGAGACGGAGACCGAGGAGAGCGCGGUGACGUCUGGCAGCACGACGUCGGUGUCGGGCGCUCGCGCCAUCCGCUCGACCGUGGAGGCCGGCGCGGCCCCGGGCGAGUCGGUGCAGACGGAGGUGUUCCAGUCGCAGGAGGCCGACGGCAGCAUCGUGACCAAGACGGUGAAGACGACGACGCGUAUCUCCAAGUCCACCAGCGGCGAGCUGGUGCGCACGAUCGAGGUGGAGACCACGACGGAGACGGAGAUGACCUCCGGCGAGAAGAGCACGACCGUGGAGACGGAGACGCGUGAGGAGACGGAGACCGAGGAGAGCGCGGUGACGUCUGGCAGCACGACGUCGGUGUCGGGCGCUCGCGCCAUCCGCUCGACCGUGGAGGCCGGCGCGGCCCCGGGCGAGUCGGUGCAGACGGAGGUGUUCCAGUCGCAGGAG
This is a messenger RNA of Phytophthora sojae, 1077 nucleotides long. RefSeq lists its product as hypothetical. The annotation marks the transcript as partial. Lineage: Eukaryota; Oomycota; Peronosporomycetes; Peronosporales; Peronosporaceae. The record is from RefSeq and is a predicted model, not a curated record. The transcript has a single exon.